This is a messenger RNA of Prorocentrum cordatum, 1467 nucleotides long. NCBI's taxonomy places the organism in Eukaryota, Dinophyceae, Prorocentrales, Prorocentraceae. The record is from the annotation of a GenBank genome assembly.
AUGGUACACGAGAUUGUCACUGCGGCCGCCAGCUUCGCCAACCAGCUGGCUGCCUCUGCCAUAGGCGGGUGGGCCGUGCGGCCAGACGCGCCGCCCUGCCCGGCCUGCGUGUGCGAGCCACGGCUCACGUGCGGGGCUUGCCCCGGGCCGGCGGCGGCGCCGGUGUGCCCCGCGGUCACCUGCGACUGCAAGGGCUUGGAGUGCCCGGCGUGCGAGGCCGGGCAGCAGCGGCCGGGGCUCUCGCUCUCGGCCACGCUGGGCAGCGGGCUCGCGGCGGCCGCGGGCUUCGCCGCCGGAGCCGUCUGGACGCGGGGGUGCCGAAGGGGCGCCCGACAGCUGGGGCUCCGACCCGGCCUCGCGGCGCUGGAGGAGGCGCCCACUGGCCGCGGCGCCGGAGCUGGCGCGUCGCCGUCUGCGCCGCGCUCGCCUCGCUCGUCGGUCUCCUCGGCCUGGGGCCCCCAAGUGGCGGUCAACUUCGACGAGGACCCGAACUUCAGGUGGCAUAUGAGGGUACUGCGAGUCCGCCUGGCGGAUGGACGCUGGGUGGGCUGGACUCCCGACCUGGACGUGGUGGUGGUGAACCUGACCCAGCACAUCGUGGUGCCGAUCCCGAGACGGGCGCCAGCACCUGCGCGGGUGCGCGGGAACCUGUACGCGGCAGAGAUGCCGACGGACGAGGAGCUGGCGGCUGUGAGGCUCGAGGCGGACGCGCUGGGCAACAAGUUCGCGGAGACGGUGCCGGCGGACAUUGCCGGGAACCCGCUGAGGUUGAUGGCGAAGGGGGCUGCUGGGCUCGCGGAGGUGGAGGAGGACGGCGAGAUCUUCUGGACGUUCGUGGAGAAGGUCGGCGACCAGGACCUCGACGAGUGGCGGGAGGAGAAGAGGACGGGGCCUGGGCGAGACCCGCGGGUGCUCUCGGUGAAGCGCGAGGUCGGCCGAGCGAGGUGCCUCUCGAUGCGGGAGGGGCUCGCCCAGAUGAAGUUCUUCGAGACGGGGAAGGCGCCGAGCGACUGGCCGUUCCCCGCGGCGGCGCCGUCCGCGAUCCGCGAGGUGCUGCUGGCAGCGAGGGCGGCCAAGGAGGAGCUGGCGGGGUUUCACGACUUACUGGGUGCGCGCCACAGAGACCUGAUGACGAUCCUCCACCACAUGCUGAGCUUCGACCAGCUCAACCUGGGGCAGCUCUCGUCCGCGGAGAUGAUCGGGCGCCUGAUCCCCCGGAUUCAUCAGGCGACGAAGCGAAACCCCAAGAACCCCGAUUUCCGCGGGACCGAGCUGAUGACCAUGUCGACCCUGGACUCGUCUGGGGGAGUGCUCUCGGGGGAGUUCGCGCGGUGGACGGCCGAGGGGCAGAAGACCGCGGCCUUCGCCAUGAAGCAGCAGCGCCUGUACCAGGAGGAGGGGGACAAGCGCCGGGGCAACAAGGACAAGGACAAGAACAACAAGGACAAGGACAAGGACAAAGGCUAG